This is a messenger RNA of Leptopilina boulardi, 1643 nucleotides long. RefSeq names its product neuronal calcium sensor 2. The transcript has 5 exons. NCBI's taxonomy places the organism in Eukaryota, Metazoa, Arthropoda, Insecta, Hymenoptera, Figitidae. The coding region runs from base 1004 to 1564 and encodes 186 amino acids. Gene Ontology annotation, molecular function: calcium ion binding. The record is from RefSeq and is a predicted model, not a curated record.
UUAGGAAGAUCCAGGGGCGGGAUACAAAAGAGCGCGCGGGCAACGAUCCAGGUGUGGGUGGACUACGACUGCGAAACGAUGUAGUUGUAUAUAUGCGGUAAAAAAAAAAAAAAAAAAAAACGUCGAUGACGUCGAUAUUGUAGGUACCCUCAAUAGCGUUAUAUGUUGUGUACAGUGGGACGACGACGUUUUCACGCAGGACGGCGGCGCAGCGUCUAGGGGAGCCUGCCAGGUUCCUCGUCAGUUCCACUCGUGCACUAGUACGUCCGGCGCUUUCGCUCGUGUACCAAAGAACAAAACACGUUCGAAUCGCGGCGAAUUCAUAUACAAAAAAAAAAAUAGAAAAAAAAAAAAAAAAAAAAAUUUCCCGCUAUAUAAAAAAGAAACAUUGAAAAAAAAAGAUUUUCUUUUUUUUUAAUAAGUCGGAGUGAAUUUUGCGAAAAAAAUUUUGCAAAAUUGAAAAUUCUGAUUGAAAAACGUGAAACACGGAGUGAAUAGAGUGUGUCGAUUUCCGUCAUAGUGGUCCACGAUCGGAUUUCUCCAUCCGGUAAUCCUCGGGAUUUCGGAGUCACUGCUCCCUUUUCGCUAAACGCUGCGUUAUAAACCGGAAUGCGCGAUCGAUGCGCGUCAUUUCGAGUAAGUUGACUAGAUCGAUUUUUAUUCGCGAGUGAUUAUCGCCAAGAGUGAAAAUUAUUAUUAUUAUUAUUGAUGGUGCUUUCGUGAUAUGAAAAAAAUGUUUUUCAUCAGCAAUUAAAUUAUAUUAUUAUUAUUAUUAUUAUUGCUGUACUCUUAUUGAAAAAUAUAUAUAAAUAGUGUUCAAUUGUGAAAGUGAAAUGAAAUUGUCAAAAAUUGGAUAGAUUUAUUUUGAAUCUAUCGAGAGUUUGCAAAAAAAAAAAAAAGUUUUGUUUUUUGUUUCAAAAAAAGGAGAGAAGCAAAAAAAAAGGGGUAGGAGGGAAAAAAAAAGAUAAGAAGAGAAUCGAUACGCUUUCAGCUCGCACCUAAAAUGGGUUGUUUUGGGAGUAAAGACAAAUUGAGUAAGGAGGAUAUGGACUUCCUCAAGUCGCAUACGAGAUACGAUGAAGCGACUAUCAAAGAGUGGUAUAAAGGAUUCAAACAAGACUGUCCAAAUGGUAGGCUUACACCUGCUAAAUUCGUUGAUAUGUACAAAAUGUUUUUCCCAUCGGGGAAUGCCGAAGAAUUUUGUGACCAUGUUUUCCGUACAUUUGACAUGGACAAAAAUGGCUACAUCGACUUUAAGGAAUUUUUACUUGCAAUCGAUGUGACGUCGAGUGGAACGCCAGAAGAAAAAUUAAAAUGGGCGUUUCGCAUGUACGAUGUUGAUGGGAAUGGCGUCAUUGACAUUCAGGAAAUGACGAAAAUUGUACAGGCGAUAUACGACAUGUUGGGCGCAUGUUCAAGUAACAGGCCUGCUGAUAGCGCGGAGGAAAGGGCGAAGAAUAUUUUUGCAAAAAUGGACGAAAAUAAUGACGGCCAAUUAACACAGGAAGAAUUUCUCAAAGGUUGCUUGCAAGAUGAGGAACUAUCGAAAAUGUUGGCUCCUUAAUCUCGGCACGUUACAUUCGAAGAUGACGUAUCUGUAUCGUCUUUCUAAAAACAAAAAACAAAAAAAAACAAAAAAACAA